This is a messenger RNA of Saprolegnia diclina VS20, 2679 nucleotides long. RefSeq lists its product as hypothetical. The record is from RefSeq and is a predicted model, not a curated record. The coding region runs from base 1 to 2679 and encodes 892 amino acids. NCBI's taxonomy places the organism in Eukaryota, Oomycota, Saprolegniomycetes, Saprolegniales, Saprolegniaceae. The transcript is spliced from 3 exons.
AUGGACGAAGCACGCCAUGAGAAGGAGGGAGGACGACCGUCUACGCCCAAGAAGAAGGAGGCCGAGAAGAAGGUACCCAAGCCGGACAAGGGCCUGCCGUCGGUCCCGAUGCUGCGCCCACGCCCCGUCGUCGAGGUCCACAACGGCUCCGAGACCGAGAGCGACUCGGAGACGAGCCAGCGCCAAGGGUCGUUCUCCGAGUCGGAUGGGCCAACGCCGGGACGGGCGGCCCACCGCCGGACGCCCAGCAACGACAACAAGAUGAGUUUGCGCGAGAGCGUGCCCAGCGACAUCCAGCGCACGGGCGCGAUGCUCACCAAUUUGCUGGCGCGCGGCAGCGAGAUGCACAACGACCGACACAUGCAAGAGGGCGCGUUGCGACGAGUGCCCGAGCUGCCAAAGCCCAACUUGCGCAAGCCCGAGAGCGAUGGGCCGUUACCGACGCUUCAUGGCGCUGGUGCUGGCGACAUGCGCCUCCCCGCGCUCACGAUGAACAACCUCAUGCGGCAAAAUCAAGGCGGCCCAUCCGCGCCCGGUCCACCGUCCUUGCCCUCGUCGUCGCACAUGAACGACAUGCACAUGCGCGGCCCGCCGCCGCCGCUACAGGCCCCUCCCCGAAUGGACAUGUCGAUGAACCGUCCGAGUCCAGGAGGCCCCCCGUCGUGGCCGUCGUCGCGUCCACAGAUUGAAAGCGAACCGCCUGCGAUGAAGCGGCCGAGCUCGCCGCCGCGCGAGCGCAACAUGCCGUACCAACAGGCGCCGGGCCCCCAGCUGUCGGUACAAGCACCGCGCGACGACUACGACUACCCGACGUACCAGCCUCCCGAAGCGCUGGUCGGGCAGCGCAUUGCCAAGACGUUUGCCGGGCACGGUCGCUUCGUCGGCCAGGUGGUCAAAUUCAACCCGCAAACCGAGCUCUUCACAGUGGUCUACGCCGAUGGGGACACGGAAGAGCUCACGCGCGAAAACACGAUGAACCUCUUGAUCGAAGACAAGCGCGUCGGGAGCAAGCCACGGGACCAAGGCCCGCCCCAAGCACAACCCGGCCCGCCGCCCAUGAUGCGCAAGCCCGAACACAUGCAAGCGCCGGCGCCUUCAGCCGCGCCGCCGUCCAACGGCGGCUACAAGCUCGCCAUCUCGGAUCGAGAGCUGGACAUUCUGACGACUCUCUUUGAGAAGCACGCGUGGCCGCUGCUGGCCGAGCACGGGUGGAAGUCGGAGAUGCAUGGCGCGUCCUUCUUCUUUUACCCGCCGUGGGCCGGCAAGAGCACACGCGAGCCCGAGUACUUCAACUCGGUGCUCGACGCGAUGAAGUACAUCUCGAUGCACGCUGAACUCAUGCGUCUCUGCUUCCCCGUUGACAUCCAAGCCACGAUUCUGUCGAUUUUUGACCAGAACAAGGCGCCGUCACAAGGCCCGCCGAAUGGCAACAAGCGCCACCUUGACAAUGACGGACCAUCGUCAAUCAACAAGCGGUCCAAGCCCGAGUCGCCGCCGGCUGCAAUGGUCCGCGGUGGCCCGCCACCGAUGAUGGGUCGUCCGUACUACGAAGGCAGCCACCAUCCUUCGCUCCAGGCACAGCAGCACGGUGUGCAUGGUCACCACGCAGGGUACGAGUACCCGCCCGAGCUGAGCCAGUCUCGUCCUGGUUUGUCUGCGCCGCCGCCGGUCUCGCGGUACCCGAGUCGCAUGGAAGACGAACAGAUCGAGUACCACAUGCGCAUGGGGUCGGCGCCGCCGCCGUCGACAAGCAACCGCGGGUAUCCAUCGCCGUCGCCGUCGGGGCGCCAAGCUUCGCCCCGGUUUGCGAUGGGUGCGGGCGGCCCACCGCCGCCCACGGGCGCCCCGACGUCGCGACCGCAAAUGUUCCACGAAGGCUACCAGGCGCGCGAAUACGAACGGUCCCGCGCACCGCCGUCCAACGCACCGUACAUGAUGCCGUCGCCCCGACACCACCCUGGCAUGGAAAGCGUGCCCCGGGGCGUGCCUGCGCCGUCGCGCACUGGUCACUUGACACCCGCAGGGUACGCCGAGUCGCCACGCGAAGCUGCACGGUUGAGUGCCCCGUCUGGCGGUCCGAGUCCUGGUAUGCACCGGGGCCAGCGAGUCAUGAUGUACCCGCCGGGCGCUGCGCCGCCGUCGGCCGGGCCUCCCGGCGCCUCGAAUGCGCGCGACUCCGUCCCGCCCGCCAUGCACGGCCGGUACGCGCCGCCGCCAAGCAACCCGCGCGGCCCGAUGCCCCGGGGCAUGAUCUCGAUUGCAGACUUGGACAAGAGCGCAUCGUCGACGAGCCGUCUGCCACCGAGUAGCGACGGGCGCCUGCGUAUGUUUCCCGGUGACGCGCCGCCGAACGCUGGGUCGUAUCCCCCGAUUGCAUCGGGUCGCAUGCCAACGCCGCGCGAGUGGGACGAGCAGCAGCAACAACAGCAGCAGCAACAACGUGCGCCGGGAUACCCGGACCAAGCUGGCUUUCGUCGCGAAGAGCCGCGCAUGUACCCGCCGGCCGACCGGUACGCGGCCAUGCCGCCGCCGGACACGUCGGGGUACUAUGAGCGUGGCAUGUCGCGGUACCCGCCCGCCCCCGGCGGGUUUGCGCCGCCGCCAAGCAACGGCAACCCACCGAGUGGUGGCCCCGACCCCCGCGCCGCCGAGUACGCGCAGUACGCCCGUCGAAUGUAG